AUGACAACAGACUUAUCAUUAGGUAUACUGUACAAGGAUGACAAAGACAAUGUAACCUGGGCUGAUACUGGAUGGGGUAGCAACGACACAGAAUUGAAGGUACUAACAAGGGACAUGCCAGAUAAUAGAAUAUUUCACACAGCAAGUGAAAUGGCAUACAUGAUACUUGAUAACUAUUUUGUGUUUCUCGCUGUUACAAAUUUGCCAAGCUCUGAGAGUGUCGGUGUGUUUUCAUUUGAAGCUACUAAAUCUAGAGUGGUAUCUAGGUCGGCUAUUGUUGUGACGUCGUCAUUAGCCAACAUUAAAAUGCAGUUUAGAACAUUGACUGUCGGCAUUGGAGAAUCCAUCUCAAUCAAUCUGAGUGAAGACGGCGGUUAUAACAAUUUACGCUGGAGACAUAAUUAUGGUGAGGCAAAUAAAGAAUGGAACGGCGGUUCGUCCGUUACGAUUGCAAGUAUACGCGCUAAAGAUGAUGGGGUAUACGAAUGUUAUAGAGGUGACAGUCCAGAUAACAACCGUGGAGUAAUGAGACUUAUUGUUAGAGAUUGUCCACUUCCAAAAUGGAGUCCCCCUGAAUGUGAGAUGGACUGUCCUUUGUGUUAUAACGGUGGAGUUUGUGACGAUAAAACCGGUCUAUGUAUUUGCCCCGCAGGCUUCAAAGGUGCUAACUGUCAAACGGCUUGUGGCUCAAACAAUUUUGGUCGUAAUUGCGAUGUAAUUUGUAGAACUGGAAAUAUCGAAGCUUGUAGAGGAAGUCUUUUUUGUCCACCUGAUCCAUUCGGAUGCACCUGCAUCGACGGAUACGGAGGGAACAACUGCAAAUCAGAAUGCGAUGAAAGACACUAUGGAGCAGAUUGUCGUCAAGUAUGUCACUGUGAUCCAAGCGACUGUGACAGGAAAGUAGGAUGUAGAUCUGGGUCAACGUGCUAUGAUGGUUACACGGGACCAGCGUGUCAAGAAUUAUUGCCGGGUCUGUUUUGCCCGACUAAUUUAUUUGGUGUUUUGUGUAACUAUCCAUGUCAUUGUAAAGACUCUGCUGGCUGUAAUCGUGACGGAAGCUGUGACAAUGGAUGCCAUGAAGCAUGGGCUGGAGCGGACUGCAGCAUAGCCCUACCUUACAGUUCCCAUUCUCCAAAACUUUUGGAUCGAACAGCAACCACCUUGCAUAUUUCCGCCUGCAGUUGGGAUCCAGUUCUAGACUUUGGAACAGGACCUAUUAGUGGUUGUAAGUUGUGGUACAGGACAAUGCCGACAAGUAGGUUCACUGGGGUUAACAUUGAAAACGGUGUAUAUACAAUCGACAAUCUCCUACCACACACGAUUGUCAAAUUCUAUACACAACACUCGAGAUUAGUGGACAGGAAAGAGAUCGAUGGACCACCUAGUGAACAUGGAUCAGCAGAAACUAUUUGUACAAGGCCUUUGGUUGAACCAGAAAUAGGAUUAAAAUCAGUUGAAGGAAAUGAUAUCAUUUUAAUACUGAAGCCUGUCUCAAAUGCUCCUGAGCGAAUCCAGUGUGAUAGUAUACUUAGAUAUCAAGUACGAUACCGAAACAAAGAUGGAAACGAACAGAAAAUUGUGAACACAAUGGACGGUUUACAAAGAGAAGUCAAGAUAUCGGGAUUAUCAGAAUGUUUUACUUAUGACGUUGACUCUAGGGUUGUUAAUAACGAAGAGUUCGUGGGAGAUUGGGGAGAAAGUAUUCGAAUACAUAUAGCGCCCUCAGCACCCUUAAUUACCGAAGAUUCAGUUCAGACGCAAACGUAUCUAUUGAUGAAAUGGAAUGCUGCAAUCUGUAACAACCAAGAUCAGGUGAUUUACCAUUACCAACUAUCAGGUGGAAUGAAUCUCCGAGGAAGUACAAAUGAUACUGAAGUUCUUAUCAAUCAAGGAAUUGUACCUUGUACACAGUAUACGUUUACUGUGCUCGCAUCAAACCUGAACGUCAACGGAACACAAUAUAUUGAAGGGAUUGCGACAGCGUUAGAUUGUAAGUUAAUGAGUUGUGUACAAUAUAAAAAAUGA
Molecule: messenger RNA, 2025 nt
Organism: Anneissia japonica
Lineage: Eukaryota; Metazoa; Echinodermata; Crinoidea; Comatulida; Comatulidae
Exons: 10
Coding region: 1-2025 (674 amino acids)
Molecular function (GO): protein binding; scavenger receptor activity
Source: RefSeq, a predicted model, not a curated record